This is a messenger RNA of Linnemannia hyalina, 3036 nucleotides long. The record is from the annotation of a GenBank genome assembly. Lineage: Eukaryota; Fungi; Mortierellomycota; Mortierellomycetes; Mortierellales; Mortierellaceae.
AUGUUCACCAAGGCUGAGAAGAGAGUGUCGGCGGCAUACGUUUCUGGACUCCCCACCCACGACAUCGAUGAUGAUAACAAAUACGCAAAAACCCCCAUGGGGUUUCAUGGCAAGGGACAGCCUAAAAGAAGGAUCCGUAAACGCCAUGCCGCGCUGGUGUUGUGUCUCUGCACGGCGAUGAUCAUGUUCUUAAAGUCCCACUCUGUCUCGGUUGGUUUCUCUUCCUCCUCCUCGUCGUCGUCGUCGUCGGCAGGACUUGUGCAGCAGAGUCGUCAGGAAGGCGGUGGAGUCAUGGCAGGGAUCAACAAACCACCCAAUCGUGCAGGCGUACCUGCCCCCGUCAUCCCCAACAACCCAGCACCAAUUCAGGUCCAGGAUAAUGGCAACGUCGUAGAUCCAGUAGCAGCAGCAGAGGCGGCGGCGGCAGCGGCGGCUAAGAAGAAAAAGAAGAAGGAGAAGAAGAAGGCCGCGAUCUCGUUGUUUGAGUUCCCGGGAGAUGAUGAGAAGCCGGCAAAGAAGAAGAAUAAUAAUAAGUCAAAGGCGCAGAAGGAUAAGAAGAAGAACGACAAGAAGAAACCCAACAACAACAACAAGCCCUCCACACCUAAGCCUGCUCCACCACCACCACCACCAGUACCCAAACCCGUCAUCCCUGUGGUCUCUGUCCCGCCUGUCGUCACCAAACCAAAGCAAGACUGGAGUAUACCUCAAGAGCAGGAUAAUAUUGGCGCCGGUGCUGGAGGAAUAGUUGCUGAGCCUCAGGCUGAUGGUGAAGGGGACCAAACUCUGAUGGAUGAUGAGGAUGGCGAGGAUUUGGUCGAUGAGGCGAUCCUACAACGCAACAACCGGCUACAUUCCGACACGACCCCAGGAGGAGCACGAACAGGACCAGUAUCACCACUACCACCCCAUGUGAACCCAGCAGUCUGGGAGGAGCGCAAGAACCGUGUCAAGGCCGCCUUCUUACAUUCAUGGAGCGCCUACAAGCGGGACGCCUGGGGUAAAGACGAGUACCACCCGAUCACCAAGUACGGUUCCAACAUGAUCCGCAAGGGCCAGGGCUUUACGAUUGUAGAUUCUUUGGACACUAUCUUGUUGAUGGGUUUGGAGGAAGAGUUCCAAGACGCCAAGGAUUGGGUUAGGAACGAACUCGAUUUUGAUCAAGAUGGAGAAGUCAACCUGUUUGAGACGACGAUCCGCGUCCUCGGAGGACUGCUGAGCGCCUAUGACCAGUCUGGAAAAGAUCCUCUCUUCCUCCGUAAGGCUGUCGAUCUGGCAGACAGGUUGAUGGGUGCGUUCGAGACACCCACAGGAAUCCCCUAUGCGAGCGUUCACUUGCGUGACCGACGUGGUGUUCCAGGCCAUGAUCGUGGAAUCAGUUCUACGGCCGAGGUGGCAUCGUUGCAGUUGGAGUUCAAGUACCUGUCUUACUUGACGGGCGAUGAGAGGUACUGGAAAGCUGCCGAGAAUGUGAUGCUCAAGAUCAAAGAAAUGGAUAGUCUAGAUGGCCUGGUGCCGAUUUACAUCAAUCCGAACACAGGACAGUUCCAGGGAGGAGAAAUUCGUCUUGGUUCCCGCGGUGACAGUUACUACGAGUACCUGAUCAAGCAGUAUCUGCAGACGGGAAAGAAGGAGCAUGUCUACAAGGACAUGUACGACGAAGCGAUCGGCGGUGUGAAAAAGCACCUUCUCGGUCGAACCAUCCCCAAUCACCUCCUCUUUGUCGGUGAGAUCUCCAAAUAUAACCCCAAGAACCUCACCCCCAAGAUGGACCACCUCGUCUGUUUCCUUGGAGGAACCCUCGCCCUCGGCUCCACUAGCGGACACCCUAUCGAUUCCUCGCAGCCGCGGUCUCAAUUCUCGCCCUUGCAGGAAUCGGAUUUCAAGAUGGGCGAAGAGUUGACGGAAUCGUGUUAUGAGAUGUAUCGUCAGACCGAGACUGGGUUGGCGGCCGAGAUUGUGCACUGGGUCCAGAAUGCGGACCAGGUCAAGGGCAAGACGGUGCAGCAGCAUGCUCCUGGGUCGGACUUUAUUAUCAAUGAUCGGGAUGGGCAUAACUGGUUGCGACCUGAGACUGUCGAAAGUUUGUUCUAUCUCUGGCGCCUUACUGGCGAUGACAAGUACCGUCAUUGGGGAUGGAACAUUUUCGAGGCAAUCGAAAAGUACAGCAAGGUCCCUACUGGAGGCUACAGCUCAAUCCACGACAUCCGCCAAGCGUCCAACAUCAAUUUUUCAGACAAGAUGGAGACCUUCUUCCUUGCCGAGACGCUCAAGUACUUUUACUUGCUGUUUGGAUCGGAUGAUGUGUUGCCAUUGGACAAGUAUGUCUUUAAUACUGAAGCGCAUCCUUUGCCGGUGUUUGUGCCGCCGACGAGGUUCUUGGCAAGGACUGCUCCUGGUAGUGAGGAGAGGAAUGGGGUUAUGGAUGAGGAUGUAGAUGUUGCCCCGGAGGAGGAGGAUGAAGCUGAGGUGGUUGGAGAGGAGGAGGAGGGGGAGAGUGAGGAGGAUAGAAAGUAUAGGGAGAUGCUUGCCAAGGAAGAUAACGAUUCCUCUGCGCGUGAUGAUGAGGAAGAAGGCGGUGCUGUUGGAGAGGAGGAAGGUGAGACGACUAUCCCUCAAGGGGAUGAGGAUGAUGAGGAAGUUGACCAGGUGGAUCAGGGGUUGGAGGAUUUGGCGGUCGAUGAUUCGGAGGAUGAUGGGGAGGGUGAGGAGGUUGCUGAAGUUGAGGUUGAUUAUGAGGAUGGUUCUGGCGCUGGUGAGGAAGAGGAGGAAGAGGAGGGAGAAGAAGGUGAGGAAGGUGAGGAAGGUGAGGAGGGAGAAGGUGAAGAAGAGGAGGAGGAGGAGGAGGAAGAAGAAGGUGAAGAAGGGGAGGAGGAGGAAGACGGUGAGGAGGCGGAGGAGGAAGAGGAAGAGGAGGAUAUGGAUGGUGAGGAUGAUGAGAUAGAACCGGGCGAUGCUGAUUUAGCCGAUGCACCUGAGGAGGCGGUCGAAGAAGACGAUGAGGAGGAACGCGAUAGCGACCGCGGUCUCCUGUAA